This is a messenger RNA of Paramecium pentaurelia, 1407 nucleotides long. The record is from the annotation of a GenBank genome assembly. NCBI's taxonomy places the organism in Eukaryota, Ciliophora, Oligohymenophorea, Peniculida, Parameciidae.
GAAUGUAAUAAUAUACGGUGCAAAUUAUUGCAUUUGGAAACUCUAUACAACUUUGUUUAGAUAAAAAUACUACAGUUUCAGAACUUUAUGGAUUUCUAGAAGAACAAUAUCCAGAGUACUUCUAUAAUUAAUUUAAAUUAGUUGGUUUAGAAAUGCAGGUGGAAAAAAUUUAAAAUUACUCUUUUUAGCAAAGAAUUAAGUUUUAUAUAAAGAUUCAUAAUAACCAUUAGAACGCAUUUUAGAGAAUAACAACAAUUGUAAGUUUGAAUUGAAAGAACAAAUAAAUUUCAUGAAUUCUAAUGAUUUUAUUAAUUCAAAUGAAAUUGGUUCAACACAAGUGCAGGCUCUGCAAAAAUAGAAUUCUAAUAAUCUCUAAGUUUAGAAUACUUAAUAAUAAAGGAAUUAUUAAAAUUAAGUAUAACAAUAAUAAGUUGGAUUAAACUAAUAACACUUAUCAUAGCCUAUAUAAUAAAACUAAGGGUAUUAAUAAAAUAUAUACCCUCCUAAUUAAUAAUAAAACCAAUAUUAUAAUUAAUAAGUUGUAAAUUAAAACAAUUUUCAAUAAUUAAAUAAUAAUUAUUAAUAGCUUAAUCCAUAAUUAUACAAAUAAACUUAAAUGAAUAAUUAUUAGAAUCAAACUUAAACUAAUAUGUAAAUAUUUUGAUAUAAUUUUUUUAGAAAUAUCACAAUUAAAUACAAAUAGAAUUAAAAUAUAUUAGAGGUUGAUUCAAGUCUUACACUAGAUGAAUUAUUAGCACUUUUCUAUUAAUAAUUUUAAAUCGAUGAAUAGAUUGAAUUGUUUUGUGGAAAUAUAGUUUUAUCUAAAAUGAAUCACGAACUAACAAUUAUUCAGGCAGGAAUCAUAAAUAAUUCAGUUAUAGAAUGUAGAUAAUAAUAACCAUAAUUCUAAUAAAAUCUAAUUACUGAAGUAAAUCCAUCCAAAACAUCUUAACCAGAUUCAUAGUUUAGUCAUUUCUAUUAAUAAAUGAAAUUUUAGUAAGCCCCUCCUUAACAAGUUUAUUAAUAAGUUCUUUAAUAAGGUCCUCCUUAACAAGUUUCUCAUCCUUAAUAAUAGAUAAAUUAAAUUUAAUAUUAACCCUAAAGUCCUUAGGAAUUCUCUCCAAUUGACAUCAACUUUACCAUUUAAGAUGGUAUUAUUACUCGUAGCUUUUCAAUGAAGGGCCCUAUAUUGCUCACAAUAAAUAAUUUAAUUAAUACAAUUUAAUAAUACUUAGGAUUAAGUAGGUAAUUGUAUUAAUAUUUUUAGUGAAGCUGCUGCAAUUUAGAUUUAUUAAGGUAAUAUUCAUAUAUAAGGAGAAAAAUUAAAUUUUUCACUUUAAAAGUUAUAAAUGGUUAAAAGUCCUUUAUAAUUCACUGCUAAAGUAAUGUAUAGUGGAGGACAAUGAA